AUGCAUCGCCCUACCCUCGCGUUCUUGUUGAGCAAUGCCCUGGUGGCAUGGGCGAAGACUCCCGAGGGCUUCGAGCCCGCCUCCAACGUCGAUCUCAUUGUUGCCUACGGUGACCAGUCUGGGCUCAACGGCGUGGACCUGGCCAAAAGCUUGACACAACAGGAGCCUACAGUCGGCACGACCGAACCUCUGACCGGCAAAAGCUACGCCAUCAUCAUGGUCGACAUCGAUAUUCCUACCGCGAGCCCUCCCACCACCGGCACCUUCUUGCACUGGGCCCAGGCCGACCUGACGCCGAACGCGCAGACCACCACAGUCAAGCUGAACGACGGCGAGCGCACUAUCCACACUCUGAGCACCAACUCGAACGCCAUCGCGCCCUACAAAGGCCCCGCGCCGCCAGCGAGAGUCCCCCUCACGCACCGGUACAUCGAGCUGCUCGUCGACACCAGCGACAUCACGGCGGACGGGACGGCAGCUCUGCAGACGUUGUCAAAUCGUCAGGGCGUUCAGGUCAACGAUGUGCUCACCACCGCCGGACUGGCCAACAAGGUGGUGGCCGGCAACUUCUUCACCGUCACCAACCCUGGACCCGCAGCGAACGCGAAGAACAGCAACUCCACCACGGCUCCCACUGGUGCUGUGACGCCCUCCUCGGUUUCAUCCAGCCCUUCUUCAGGACAGAGGUCGACAACUCUAUCAAACACAGCAGUGCUGGGUGCCAUGGCUGUUGGUCUUUUCGGCGCAAUCGCAGCCUCAUUCUAA
Molecule: messenger RNA, 765 nt
Organism: Colletotrichum orchidophilum
Lineage: Eukaryota; Fungi; Ascomycota; Sordariomycetes; Glomerellales; Glomerellaceae
Exons: 2
Coding region: 1-765 (254 amino acids)
Biological process (GO): regulation of Ras protein signal transduction; regulation of proteolysis
Molecular function (GO): phospholipid binding; peptidase inhibitor activity
Source: RefSeq, a predicted model, not a curated record